UUUCUCUCUCUCCUCGCUCUCUCUCUCUCUCUCUAAGAUCGAGCUCUGCAGGUAUGCCCGGCUCUGCUGCUGCUGCUGCUCCUCCGAAUUCUGCCUCCGAAUCCGUCCUCGCUUCGAGCUUCGGUGCGUGAUCGCGUCUUCUUCGCGGGGGGACGUCGGAGCUUCUCGUCGGGACUGCUGCAGAGCUGUCGCUUUCAUAGUCUUCAUACUUCUUCUGCUGGUUUGACUGCGGUUUGGUUGAUUGAAGGGGGCUUGCUUCCUAAGCUGAUGUUUCAAGGUCAAGAUUGUCAUUUAUACCAGAACUGUCAAUCAAAUGCCAGCAUUAAGAAUGAAAAGCACACCAGAAUCUGACUUUUCUUCUCUGGGUUUCCUCACUGACAGAGAAGUGGCCACUCAAGAUAGUGAAUGCAAUGGAGCCAUUGCCAAACUGGAACAACUUGAUGAGGAAAAGAGUUAUCUAGAGAAGCAGGUGUCAUUUCUUGCUGAUUCAUCUUCUUCAGGCAAAAUGGAACCUUCCCAUUCCAGUCCAACUAAUUUGGAGACUAUUUUUUCUCCCAUUUUGGAGCCUGAUGAACUACUUAGCAUAGAAAGUGUCUCCUUUGACUUGGCAGGUAGCACUUGUGAUUUUGGUGUGGCAUUGUUGGAGGCAGAUGAAAGCUUUCAAAACAAGGGGUCAUGUGACUACCAAAGCUGCAGUAUAUCAGAUUUCUACAUCUCUGACAUGUUUAUCACGGGUUUACGACCUGAUGAUGUUACAAUGGAUGAUGAUGAUGCAACUGGAUUAAUGCCUUUAACUGGGUACGAGGGUGAUGAGUCAAGUAUGCUGUUUGAUGUCUCUGACAAAUACAUGAUGGUACCACUUGUAGGGAGUACACUUAUUGCUAGUGCAGUUGAAGAUACCAAGUCACAUGAACAAGGAACAGUUGAUCCAGAUGGACCCAGCUUUUAUAUGUCAAUGGAUCAGAUGAGAUGCUACAACUCUGAAUCAGAAUGCCAUUCUGAUUUGGACGAAGCUGAGUGCUUUGAUCCACAUUUGUUCAUCAGAACAUUACCGGACUUGUCCGAUGAAGUGUCGAGUUUUCAGCCCACAGCAUCGCACAAGGAAAUGCAGAAAAGGAAAUCUGUGACACUGGUGCUUGAUCUCGAUGAAACACUCGUUCAUUCUACAUUGGAGCCCUGUGAUGAUGCUGAUUUUACCUUUACUGUCUUUUUCAAUAUGAAAGAGCACACUGUAUAUGUCAAACGGCCUUAUCUGCAAACCUUCUUGGAGAGAGUUGCAGACUUGUUCAAUGUUGUUAUCUUUACAGCCAGCCAAAGCGUCUAUGCAGAGCAACUGCUUGACAUACUGGAUCCAUACCAAAAGCUAAUAUCACGUCGAGUUUAUCGUGAAUCAUGUACUUUUUGUGAUGGCACUUACACGAAAGAUUUGACCAUCUUAGGUGUUGACUUGGCUAAAGUUGCUAUUAUUGAUAAUUCUCCACAGGUAUUCCGGUUGCAAGUGAAUAAUGGAAUUCCUAUUAAGAGUUGGUUUGAUGAUCCAUCAGAUUGUGCAUUAGUAUCGCUCCUUCCCUUUUUAGAGACUCUGGUUGAGGCUGAUGAUGUACGUCCUAUAAUUGCUAGAAGAUUCGGUAACAAGGAAUAAAAACCCUCGUGAUCUACAUUUCUUAAAUAGCAGUCCCUUGUUCCUAUUGUUUGCCCUCUUACUGUUGUUUUCUUUUACGUGGUGUUUAGAUAAUUGUUAUAGGUCAAAUCAUAGAUUGUCAUAUUCCUAGUCUCCUUCAAUUGCUUCGAUGUUUUUCCAUUUUUUCCCUUCCUAUUGACAGUUCCACGAAGUGUAUUAGCUAAUUUUGUAAAAAGAUAGUUCCAGAAAGAGCUUGGCGAUUUCUGCUGUGGUUAAAAAAAUGAGCUAUAGCAUUCUUCCUGGCAGUGUGUAAGGAAACUUUAUAUUAUUGAGCUCCUGGCUUCUUAUGUCUGGCUAGGAAGCUAUUUUUGUAAUGUCUUGAGACUAUUUCCCCUGUAUAAAGGAAUUGAAAUUAAUGCCUGAAAUUCUUUCCGUUGUAAUACUCUUUUUUUACA
Eucalyptus grandis is the source of this 2076-nucleotide messenger RNA. RefSeq names its product CTD small phosphatase-like protein 2. NCBI's taxonomy places the organism in Eukaryota, Viridiplantae, Streptophyta, Magnoliopsida, Myrtales, Myrtaceae. Gene Ontology annotation, molecular function: phosphoprotein phosphatase activity. The record is from RefSeq and is a predicted model, not a curated record.